This is a messenger RNA of Lasiodiplodia theobromae, 1338 nucleotides long. Its product is annotated as Zinc/iron permease. The transcript has 7 exons. Gene Ontology annotation, cellular component: plasma membrane. The record is from RefSeq and is a predicted model, not a curated record. Gene Ontology annotation, molecular function: zinc ion transmembrane transporter activity. Lineage: Eukaryota; Fungi; Ascomycota; Dothideomycetes; Botryosphaeriales; Botryosphaeriaceae. The coding region runs from base 1 to 1338 and encodes 445 amino acids. Gene Ontology annotation, biological process: zinc ion transmembrane transport.
AUGCACGAGACAAUUCAGUACUGCAUGGCUGGCACUUCUGAAUUCCAGGUCAUGAACACAGCCACCGCGACUGAAGAGCUUCCUGCGCAAUACACCGGUUGUCACUCGCAUGGCACCGAAAUGUACUGCUUUGACGACACGGGCGAGGAAUACGUCGUUGUGCCAGAAGGUGCCGAAGCGUCCGAGGAUCAUGACCAUGAAGAAGAAUCCACCGAGAGCUCGAGUUCGAGCCAAGAGGGUCAGAACUGCCACUUCCAUGCCGGCGUUGAACACUGCGUGGGAGCGGGAGAAUCAGAAAGCGGGGGCACGAGGUCGUGCGAGCGCACUGACAGAGAAUACAACGUCCCGCUCCGAAUCGGUCUCCUCUUCGUCGUUCUCGUAACAAGUGCUAUUGCUGUCUUUGCACCGAUAUUGCUGGGGUCGUAUCUCCAGAACAGUGCCGUCAACUUCUGCUUGAUGAUCCUCAAGCAAUUUGGCACCGGCGUCAUGGUGUCAACUGCAUUCAUCCACCUCUUGACUCAUGCCACCCUGAUGCUCACGAAUGAAUGCAUUGAAUACCCGGUCGAGUACGAAGGCACAGCCGCCGCCAUCAUGAUGGCCGGUAUUUUCCUCGCUUUCCUGACCGAGUACCUUGGAGCCCGGCUGCUCUUCUGGAGGAACGACAAAAACGCCCCUGGAACCAACUCGUCCGUUAGUUCGUCAGAUCACCACCACGAGACUGGCGGAGGCAGCCUUGAGAGUGGCGACAAACAGGCCCCCGCCAACACUCUCACCACACUUGCCGGUUGUGGCAACUCCCUCACCCACGUGCACCCCGGGCAGGAGAAGCUCGCCGUAACGGUCAUGGAAACCGGCAUUAUUUUCCAUUCCCUGCUCAUCGGCCUUACCCUGGUCGUCUCCGGCGACUCCUUCUUCCUCACACUCUUCGUCGUCAUCAUUUUCCAUCAAGCCUUCGAGGGCAUCGCCCUGGGCGCACGUAUCGCCGAGCUCCCUUCCCCUUCUUCUUCGCUGCUCGUCCCCGGCACCCAGCCCGUCACCAUGACCACCAAGCUCGUUAUGGGCGCUCUCUUUGCCCUCGUCACCCCCGUCGGCAUGGCCAUCGGCAUCGGCGUGCUCGACCGCUUCAAUGGCAACGACCCGUCCACCCUUAUCGCUAUCGGCACCCUCGACGCCGUGUCAGCCGGCAUCCUGGCCUGGGUCGCUCUGGUCGAGAUGUGGGCCGGCGAUUGGAUGCAUGACGGCCCGUUGGCGAAGGCGGGGCUGGCGAGGACCUCGGUCGCCCUGGUGUCGCUGGUGGCCGGGAUGGCGUUGAUGAGUUUGCUGGGGAAGUGGGCGUGA